CGCCCUCUGGCUCGAGGGGGGAAGGGGCCGCGCCGCCAGCGUGGGGCUCCGACGCGGGCCCCCCUGCCUCAGGCGGCCGAGGGACCGCGGCACACGGCAGGCGCGAUGAGCGCUUGCGGCGGCGCGGCCCCGCGGGAGCAGUCGCCGCUGCUCCCGAGGAAGGAUGGCGGCGAGGCGGCGAACGCGGCGAAGCUCCGGAUUAUCUUCGUCGGCAGCAUAUUCAUGUGUGGAUGCGUCGGGAGUACCCUCAUUGUCUUCACUGGUGACAAGAUCGCCAAGGACCCCGCUGGUUUCUCGGAGUCGCAGGUGUCCUAUUGCCAGAUGUUGUUCUGGGUGGGAUGGGCGACGGCGUCGGCCACGCUGAUGCCCUCGGUCGACAGCCUGGGCCGCAAGGUGCCCUGCUACAGCCUGCUCGGCAUCGCCGUGCUCGCUGGCAUCAUCAGCACGCGUACCCAGCAGGUGUGGCUCUACGGCGCCAUGCUCUUCGUGGUGGGCUUCACGCUGCCGCCCUCCGGCCAGAUCGGCUACCUGCUCAUGCAGGAGUCGGUGCCGGAGCGCCUGCGUGCCGCCACCACGGUCGGGGUCAACGUCGGCUUCAGCCUGGUCCUCAUCCUGAUGGCGCUCCAGUGCGGCUAUGUUACCCGCGCCUGGAGCUGGCGCCUCGAGACCAUGGCCUGGUACGCCCCGAUGCUGCUCGGUUGGGGGCGGCGGAUCUGCUUGGUGGGGCCGCUGUUUGUCAGCGAGUCCCCAGUCUUCGCUGCGCAGGGGCAAGGAAGCCCGUCGAAGCGCCUGGCAACGGCCGAGGCCGCGGGGGCGGCCGAGGCGUCGGGGUCGCAGCAGCUCUUCGGCGCUGGGAUGCGGGCCACCAUGUUUUACACCUGCAUCUGCUGGACCUCGGCGUCCGUCAGCUUCUACGGGCUGUCGUACUCGGCGGGGAGCCUUUCCCCGAACGUGUACAUGAACGUCAUCCUUUUCGCCCUCACAGAUAUCGUAGGCUACGCCAUCCCGGCCCCAAUAGUGGGCGCGAUGGGCUCCAAGAACGCGCAGAUUGCCGGCUUCUCCGGGACGGCUUUGUCGCUGCUCCUGUGCGCGAUGCUGCCGCAGGGCUCGUGGAUGGCCGUGGCCUGCGCGCUGGUCGGCCGCCUCCACAUCGACGUCGCCUUCAGCACGGUCUUCCUCCUCAUCGUGGACUGCUUCCCGUCCAGCUGCCGCGCGGCCGCCCUCGGGGUGGCCAACGUGUCUUCGAGGUCGCUCACCUUCGCGGCCCCGCUGUGCGCGAAGGCGCCGGCUUACCUGUCGUGCAGCGUGCUCUCCGCGCUGUGCUUCGCCGCGGUGGGGGCCACGUGGGCGCUGGACGUGCAGUCGGGCGACAGGCCCGCGGUGCCGGCCUCGCCCUCGCAGGCGGUGGCCGGGCCCGCGCGGGCGGGGAAGGCCUCGGGGGCGGCGGUGUCGGUCUGA
Prorocentrum cordatum is the source of this 1458-nucleotide messenger RNA. The record is from the annotation of a GenBank genome assembly. NCBI's taxonomy places the organism in Eukaryota, Dinophyceae, Prorocentrales, Prorocentraceae.